Molecule: messenger RNA, 4013 nt
Organism: Brienomyrus brachyistius
Lineage: Eukaryota; Metazoa; Chordata; Actinopteri; Osteoglossiformes; Mormyridae
Gene: epha8
Product: eph receptor A8
Exons: 17
Coding region: 91-3111 (1006 amino acids)
Biological process (GO): axon guidance; cell surface receptor protein tyrosine kinase signaling pathway; protein phosphorylation
Cellular component (GO): plasma membrane; neuron projection
Molecular function (GO): transmembrane-ephrin receptor activity; ATP binding; protein binding
Source: RefSeq, a predicted model, not a curated record
CCAGGAGGUCUGUUUGUCUGCAGGGAGAAAGCUAAAAAGAAAGAGAAACGGGAAGGGAGGGUGAGUGAGGAGGAGGAGAACCUUUUUGCCAUGGACCUCAUUGCCAGAAUGGCACUGGAACUGAAGCUCUUAUGUUUCCUUCUGUGGAUGUUUUCUCUCAAUUUGUGUUGCUACAGUGGCACUGAGAAUGAAGUAAAUCUGCUUGACACGUCUUCAAUAUCAGGUGAUUGGGGCUGGCAAACGUACCCAUCACAUGGGUGGGAGUCCAUCAAUGGAAUGAAUGAAUACUUCAGCCCAAUACAGGCGUAUCAAGUUUGUAAUGUCAGGAGUCCUGGUCAGAAAAACUGGCUGUGUACUAACUGGAUCCAACGGGACGGUGCACAGCAUAUCUAUAUCGAGGUCAAGUUCAUACUGCGGAACUGCAACAGCAUGCCUGGUGUGCUUAGCACCUGCAAGGAAACCUUCAACCUGUAUUAUUUUGAGACAGACCAUGAUGUUGGGACUAACAUCUGGUAUAACAGGUUUUCCAAGAUUGACACGAUCGCAGCAGAUGAAAGCUUUACCAGCAUGGACCUAGCAGUGCGGAGGCUCAAGUUAAACAGAGAGGUGCAAGGGGUUGGUCCCCUAAACAAGAAGGGCUUUUAUCUCCUGUUCCAGGAUACAGGAGCCUGCAUCACUAUUGUUUCUGUGAGGGUGUACUAUAAAAAGUGCCUGGGGAUGGUCCACAACCUGGUCGUAUUCACAGACAUAGUGGCAGGAGCAGACUUAUCAGCGCUGGUGGAGGUUUAUGGUCAAUGUGUAGACAAUGCGGCUGAGGAAGACACCCCAAAAAUGUACUGUAGCGCUGAAGGGGAAUGGCUCGUCCCGAUUGGGAGGUGUGUAUGCACUGCUGGGUUUGAACAGCAAGAGAACGCCUGUGUAGCUUGUGAGGUGGGGUCCUACAAACCUUCAGCAGAAGACAAGCUGUGUAGAAAGUGCCCCCUACACAGCCAUUCAGAUGCAAGAGCAGCUCUGUUUUGUCCAUGUGAGCCUAACUACUAUCGCUCAGCUGCAGACCCUCCAGGCACACCAUGCACAAGACCCCCAUCUGCUCCAGUCGAUGUGAUUUCUGAGGUGAACGGCACUUCUGUAAGCCUGGAAUGGGGCCUGCCACUGGACCUCGGUGGGCGGAGUGACAUCCUAUAUAAUAUAGUUUGCCUGAAAUGUGUUGAGAACUGGACAAAAUGUGAGGAUUGCAAUGCAGCCGGAGAAAGCAGUAGAAGCAGCAAUGGAGGAAAGAGGGGAGCGAUCCCGCCUGUGCGCUUCAUACCUCAGCAGAGAGAACUGGAAGAGCACUGGGUUAUGGUGCUGAACCUGCUAGCACACACAAACUACACCUUCAACAUUCAGGUGUUCAAUGGAGUGUCACACCUUAGCCCAGAACCAAGGAAGUUUGCCACUGUCAAUAUCACUACAAACCAGGCAGCACCAUCCCAGGUGAUCGCUAUCCGGCAGAAGAACACCAGUCAGAACAGCAUCACUUUGUUAUGGCAUGAGCCGGACCAGCCCAAUGGUGUUAUCCUGGAGUAUGAUAUCAAAUAUUACGAAAAGGACAUGGAACAUCAGACAUACUCCACCUUCAAGUCCAAGGACACCAGUGCCAAAGUGUCUGGGCUGAAGCCAGACACUCGCUAUAUGUUCCAGGUGCGCGCCAGGAACUCUGCCGGCUGUGGGCGCUUCAGCCACAGCGUGGAAUUGCACACUGGGAAAUCUGAGCUUUUUGGGUAUGACGCUAUGACAAUUAUCUGGAUUUUCAUAAUACUGGUCACAGGCCUGGUGGUAUCUCUUGCUGUCUUCAUCUGCAUGAAAUGGCCCUGCAGAUCCAGUAAAGCCAUCCAGAAUUCAGAUGAGGAGAUAACGAAUGACCAGCAUAGGCACACUACAUUGCCAGAUGCCAGGCUUCACAGCGACAGCAACACAUAUGAAGAUCCAUGUCAAGCUGUACAUGAAUUAGCUCAGGAAAUUGAGCCUUCAAGGAUAACAGUUGUGAAAAUCCUUCACUCAGGCGAAUUUGGAGAAGUGUGCUUUGGCCGCAUGAAGCUCCCAGGGAAGCGUGAUAUUCCAGUGUCCUUGAAAACUCUGAAAGAGGAAUGCAGUGAAAAGCAGCAACGGGACUUUCUGAGCAAGGCCAGCAUCAUGGCACAGUUUGAUCAUCCCAAUGUCAUUCACUUGGAGGGCAUUAUCACCAGAAGUAAACCACUAAUGAUAAUUACUGAAUACAUGAAGAAUGGAUCUUUAGAUUCCUUCCUCAGGAGACAUAAUGGACAGUUCACUAUCAUCCAGCUGAUUGACUUUCUGCAUGGGAUCGCAGAUGGUAUGACAUACUUGGCUGAUCUUGGAUAUAUCCACCGUGAUCUGGCUGCCCGUAACAUCCAAGUCAGCAGUAACCUGAUGUGUAAAGUCUCUGACUUUGGCCUGUCACAAGUGCUGGGGGCUGGCCCAGAUGCAGCCUACACCACUGCUGUGGGAGAAAUACCCAUCCGCUGGACAGCCCCUGAAGCUAUCACCUAUCAAAAGUUCUCAUCGGCCAGUGAUGUAUGGAGCUAUGGAGUGGUGAUGUGGGAGGUCAUGUCAUAUGGAGAAAGACCAUACUGGAACCUAACUAACAGAGAUGUGAUAAAGUCAGUGGAAGAAGGCUACCGCUUGCCAGCACCUAUAGGAUGCCCAGGGGCACUGCAUACUCUCAUGUUAGACUGCUGGCAGAAACACUGCAAUGAAAGACCAAAGUUCUGCCAGAUAGCCAUAAUACUGGACAAGCUGAUGCAUAAUGGUGAAAACCUGAAAGUACUGGAUGCACUAUGCAGGGUAAACAGCCGUUUGAGCAGAAACAUUCCAGAUUUCAGCAGCUGUGGUUCAGUGGAAGAAUGGUUAGAUAUUAUUAAAAUGGGCCGCUACAAAGAACACUUUGCUGCACGUGGAUAUGUUACACUCAGACAUAUAAUCGGAAUAAAUCACCAAGACAUUCAGAGGCUGGGGGUGACACUCCUGGGCCACCAGAAGAAAAUCAUGACCAGUGUGCAAGUGACUCGUGUCCAGGUGCUCAACAGAAGCAUGCCGUCAGUGUAUGUAUGAUGAAGGCCUAGGCUCCUUCUGUCCUUAGGAAUGUCCAACACACUCAUAUUUUCAGAGACAGAAAUAUAUAAACUCCUGCUAUUACCGUUCAACAUAUCCAUGAAUUGAAAAACAUACUGCUGAAGAUUUUGAGGAGUUUUGUUUUACAAAACUUAAUCAAUGGAGUUUUUUUUAAAUAAAUCAUUUUGAAGCAAAUAUGAAUUUGGAUUAAAACUGUUGGAUUAAGUCUGUUUAUUAGAACAAAAAUAUAUGAUUAGUCUUUUUGUGUGUUUGUGUGUGUAUAAUUAUUACAAGCACCAUAGAAAACAACAAAGUACUAAAAUGAUCUUUCUGUAAAACCUUUGGCUACAAUGAACUUCUUGUAGUACUAACUAUAUUAGAUAUUCAAAAGUCAGAAAAUGCAUAUAUUGUAUAUACAGUGCAGUGCAAAAGUCUUAGGCAGUCAGAGGAAAUGUUUCAAGCAAUUACAUAUAUAUUUUCUCAGAACAGAAAACACAAUUUAACAGUAGAACAUUAAGCAAAUUAAGAGCAACACAAUAAAAACUAACAGGAAUGUCUUAUGUUCUCCAAAAAGUCACUUGGAUGGCAAAAAGUCCUGUUGGAUGGCUAGAAGAACUCCGCUUCAAUUCCCAAACCUCCCCUCAGAGGCACCUCAGUCUUUCCACGUAUUCUUUACAUCGGCUCAAUUUAUUAUUAGUCGAGUCAAAAAAUAUAUUGGUGUAUAGGAUGGUUACCCCAAAUACUGGGAUGACAAUAGGAGAGGUAAAAUAUUUUGAAAAGGCUAAGCUGAAUCACAUUGACAUACAUCAUAGAAGAUCAUUUGAACAUUAUUUUCUUAGAACACCUAACACUUUUGCACAGUACUGUAUUUAUAUAUGUAACAUUUAUAAUAAAUGUACAAA